AUGACUGAGUUUGACGAUUGCAGCCACAGUGCAUCCAAUAUGUAUCUACCAGGGUGCGCUUAUUACGUUUCACCUUCAGAUUUCUCGACGAAGCCCUCUUUUUUGUCGCAAUCGUCUUCCUGUCAAAUGACUUUUCCUUAUUCUUCUAAUUUACCUCAUGUCCAACCUGUGCGAGAAGUGGCAUUCAGGGAAUACGGAUUAGAGCGCAGCAAAUGGCAGUAUAGGGGCAGUUAUGCUCCUUAUUACUCAGCUGAGGAGGUUAUGCAUCGAGACUUUCUCCAGCCUGCUAACAGGAGGACGGAAAUGUUAUUCAAAACGGAUCCUGUGUGCAGCCACCAUGGACCCUCCGCGGCUGCCUCCAACUUCUACAACACGGUGGGAAGGAACGGCAUUCUCCCGCAAGGAUUUGACCAGUUUUAUGAGACAGCCCAUGGACCUCCAUACCAGCAGCAAGCAGAGAACGAGGGGGAAGCGGCCAAGACUGACUUGAAAACUCAGAAUAGCACUUGUAGUAAAACACCUUCCAGCCAAGAGAAGAAAGUGACAACAGAAAACAGAGCCGGUUCCCCUUCUGGUGAGGCUGUUGCAGAGAAGAGCAACAGUUCAGUUCCCCAGCGAUCAAGGAAAAAGAGAUGUCCCUAUACCAAAUAUCAAAUCAGAGAACUGGAACGUGAGUUUUUCUUCAACGUGUACAUAAACAAAGAAAAAAGACUGCAGUUGUCCAGAAUGCUGAACCUCACUGAUCGACAAGUUAAAAUCUGGUUCCAGAAUCGAAGGAUGAAAGAAAAGAAACUGAACAGAGAUCGACUCCAAUAUUUCACUGGAAAUCCCUUGUUUUGA
Gopherus flavomarginatus (Mexican gopher tortoise) is the source of this 840-nucleotide messenger RNA. RefSeq names its product homeobox D11 (gene HOXD11). Lineage: Eukaryota; Metazoa; Chordata; Testudines; Testudinidae. The transcript is spliced from 2 exons. Gene Ontology annotation, biological process: anatomical structure development; regulation of transcription by RNA polymerase II. The record is from RefSeq and is a predicted model, not a curated record. Gene Ontology annotation, cellular component: nucleus. The coding region runs from base 1 to 840 and encodes 279 amino acids. Gene Ontology annotation, molecular function: DNA-binding transcription factor activity, RNA polymerase II-specific; RNA polymerase II cis-regulatory region sequence-specific DNA binding.